GCCUGCUUCUUUACGUGUUACACAAGAUGGCGGCCUGCCUAGCCCUCCGGUCCACCGUGCUCCGCAGCGCGCUGCGAGGAGCUUUCAGCCCGGGACCUCCUGCCACGGCUGUCGGCCUCAGGUGUGUUUGUAACGCCGCUCCAGAAGCGAACAAGAGGGCCACAGGUCUAACAGAGUCCACGGAGGAAUACAGGUUCGUAGAGCGGCUCAUCCCGCCGUCCCGGGUCCCCGCUCCGCCUAGACACGCCGGUCCGACCCCGUCCGGCUGGACCCCUCCGGCGGACUCCCCGCCGCCUCUGCCCUACAUGAUCCGCCGCUCCCGCAUGCACAACAUCCCGGUCUACUCCGACCUGACCCACGGCAGCCGCAGGACAACGCUCGUACGGAAGGUGGAGGGGGACAUCUGGGCUCUGGAGAAGGACGUGAAGCAAUACCUGAAGGAGCUGACGGGGAAAGAGCUGCCCACACAGGUCAACGAGGUCACCAGGACACUAAAGGUCAAAGGUCACUUCGAAACUGAGCUGAAGGAAUGGCUGGCAGGCAAAGGCUUCUGACUGGGGGGGGAUGGAGAGGACUACUGCUGGAAACAUUGUCCUACUGUAGCCUACUUUAAAACCUAUUUCAAUCCACGUGGAAGGACAGCUUCGUUUACUGCCAGUUUAUUGAAGUCAUGGGAUCAACUAGUGUACAUACGUGUAUGAAAUGUAAUCAUGGGACAUUAAAUAUAAAAGCAUAGCCCAC
Etheostoma cragini (Arkansas darter) is the source of this 741-nucleotide messenger RNA. RefSeq names its product mitochondrial ribosomal protein L49 (gene mrpl49). Gene Ontology annotation, biological process: translation. Lineage: Eukaryota; Metazoa; Chordata; Actinopteri; Perciformes; Percidae. Bases 27 to 554 code for a protein of 175 amino acids. The record is from RefSeq and is a predicted model, not a curated record. Gene Ontology annotation, cellular component: ribosome; mitochondrial large ribosomal subunit. Gene Ontology annotation, molecular function: structural constituent of ribosome. The transcript has a single exon.